Ananas comosus (pineapple) is the source of this 1234-nucleotide messenger RNA. Its product is annotated as epoxide hydrolase 3-like. Bases 101 to 1090 code for a protein of 329 amino acids. The record is from RefSeq and is a predicted model, not a curated record. Gene Ontology annotation, molecular function: catalytic activity. The transcript is spliced from 5 exons. NCBI's taxonomy places the organism in Eukaryota, Viridiplantae, Streptophyta, Magnoliopsida, Poales, Bromeliaceae.
UGCCACAAUUGUAAACAACUCAAACAAUAUUAGAACAAGAGAGAGAGAGAGAGAGAGAGAGAGAGAGAGAGAGAGAUAGAUAGGAGAGAGAUUGAGCACAAUGGUGAACUUAGUCGAAUUGCAGAAGCCGUUGAUCCACUUCCUCCUGAAGAGGGCCGGGCUGCGACAGCACGCGGUCGAGAUCGAGCCCGGUACGAUCGUAAGCUUCUGGGUCCCAAAAGAAAAAGUCCCGAAGAAGAAGGGGACCGUCAAUGAAGUGGUUCCCGAAGGAAAGAGCGAUAUUGCAGCGAGCAAAGACAAGACAGGAAAGAACGAGAAGGAGAAGCCGGCCGUCGUCCUCGUGCACGGCUUCGCGGCCGAGGGCAUCAUCACGUGGCAGUUCCAGAUCGGCAUACUGGCGAAGCAGUACGCGGUGUAUGUGCCGGAUCUGCUCUUUUUCGGGGGGUCGACGAGCACGUCGACUGACCGGUCCCCUGCAUUCCAAGCCCAGUGUUUGCUGACCGCGCUGGAACGGUUAGGCGUGGAGGCGUGCACGGUGGUCGGGUUCAGCUACGGGGGGAUGGUGGCGUUCAAAAUGGCAGAGGCGAAGCCCGACCUGGUGCGCAAUCUCGUCGUGUCGGGCUCGGUCAUUGCCAUGACCGACUCGAUCACCGACGAGUCGCUGGAGCGGCUCGGGUUCGCGUCGUCGGCCGAACUGCUUCUCCCGGAAUCCGUGAAGGGCUUAAAAGCGCUUCUCUCUGUGGCUACGUACGGGAACCUGUGGUUCCCGGAUCGGCUUCAUAACGAUUAUCUUAAGGUGAUGUUUAGUAAUAGAAAGGAGAGGGCGGAGUUGCUCGAAGGGUUGGUGAUCAGCAACAAAGAUGCAGUAGUUCCCGCGUUAACGCAGAGGAUUCUACUGUUGUGGGGAGAAAAUGACAACAUAUUUAACAUUGAACUUGCUAAGAACAUGAAAGAGAAACUGGGAGAGAAGACCACACUGCAGGCCAUAAAGAAAGCAGGCCAUCUUGCUCACCUGGAGCGGCCGUGCGUUUACAAUCGUCUCCUGAAGGAGUUCCUCGCACGCAUCCACGCCGAACCCUCGCAGAAAUGAUCAAAUAGAUCUCAGGAUAUUUUGUUAUUGCUAUAUAUUCAGAUCAAUUGCGGCUUUCUUUCUUAUUACAUUGUAUUUGUCUCAAUGUAUCGCGGCAUUUAAACUAUAAAAAAAAAAAUUAUGAUUAAGUUACCGUUAAUCCUA